This is a messenger RNA of Microthlaspi erraticum, 624 nucleotides long. The record is from the annotation of a GenBank genome assembly. NCBI's taxonomy places the organism in Eukaryota, Viridiplantae, Streptophyta, Magnoliopsida, Brassicales, Brassicaceae.
AUGCCCAGGCCUAACAGUGAUAAGGUUUCAGAGCUUCUGGAGGUGUCUACUCACCAAAUCAACCUGCUUACCUCACCUACUUUCUUACCAAAGGUGAAGGAUCAAGGGAAGUUCACUCUCCCUUGCACACUUGGGCAUAUUGAGCUUGACAAUGCCUUGGUGGAUUCUGGUGCAAGCAUCAACCUGCUCUCCCUCACAAUGGCAGAGAAGCUUGGCAUUGCUGGAGCAUUGCAGCGCCCUACUACCUCAAUCAUGUUUGGAGAUGCAACUUCCAAGUCUCCUCUUGGUGUGUUCAAGAACUAUCACUUGAAAAUAGGAGAAUGCAUCAUCCAAACUGACCUUACUGUCAUGGAGAUGGAAGAAGAAAGGGAUCUACCUCUGCUAUUGGGAACCCCAUUCCUUAGCACACCUAGAGGUCCAGACUUUUGCGUCACUAUUGAAAGCACUACUCCCAGUUCCAAAGCUCCUGAAGUUGCAAAGGUUGUGAAGGAAAAGGUUGACAAAGAGUCAAGAGUUGUGAGAGAUAAGGUUGAGAAAGAUAAGGUGGAGAAAGAUCAAACAGUUGAUAAAGGACCAAGGAUUGAGAAACCACGCCUUGAGAGGCCAAGAGUUGAGAGACCAUGA